Molecule: messenger RNA, 1272 nt
Organism: Camelina sativa (false flax)
Lineage: Eukaryota; Viridiplantae; Streptophyta; Magnoliopsida; Brassicales; Brassicaceae
Source: RefSeq, a predicted model, not a curated record
UAGUGUGAUUCUUCAAUACUCAUAUUAUUCUUCAGCUCAUAGUGCAAGAUCAAAUCAUUAUUCCUUUUUUACUUCUGAAGUUUGCAGGCGGAUUUCCCUGCCAAUACAAACAUUCUAUAUGUUGACUUACACUCAGCCGAGUCAAUUGGGUCGAGUAGUAAUGCAAAAAGCUUACCAAAUAUGGUUCUGAAUACAAAGAAGCGAAUUGAGUACAUUGAUCAGUAUGGAGACUAUCACAGCGUUUUGGGUGGUCGACUGGAAUGCACAAUGCAAAACAUAGCAGACAAUUUCUUAAAUAAGUUUCCCUCUAGAUGCCAGGGCAAUCUAGAAGAUAAACUGGAUACGUAUAUUGUUUACAAUGAACGAAGAAAGGUCACUUCUUCAGCUAAGAAGAAGAAACCACACGCAAGUGCUGCAUUACACCAGACUCCAGAUGGUGCAUUGUUGGAUAUACUACGAAAUGCAUAUGAGCUCCUUACGGAAUGUGAUAUAAAACUUCCCAUGAUUGAACAUAACGAUAACUAUGUGGAUUCGCCACCUCCGUAUCUCAUUCUUCUGCAUCCUGCUCUUGGUCCUCUUUGGGAAGUUUCAAGACAGAAAUUCAAGGGAGGGUCCAUUUCCAGUUGCUCAGAAGUGCAACUAGAGAUUGCAGAGUUGUCAUGGAACAACGUUCAGGUUGAUGGCAGCUUGAUCAUCACUGCUGAAAACGCCAUGGGUUCAACAACUAUCAAUGAUCAUGGUGAACCAAUAUUACAAUAUGGAUUAAGGUGUGGCAAGUGUAAACUGCAUAACGUCAAGGUAGUGAACCGAGGAAUCGAUUGGAACAGUAAAUCAAAUGUUUACUGGAGAAACGAUGUGAACCGGCUUGAGACUUGUAAAAUCAUAUUACACGGAAAUGCAGAAUUCGAAGCCAGCAAUGUAACUGUAGAGGGAAACCAUGUUUUUGAAGUACCCGACGGUCACAUAAUGAAGAUCACACAAGGAAAUGCAGGUUUAAGCAUCAACUUAGAAGCAAUGAAAGAAGGGGUAUUGGAAACAGGAAGCUGGUAUUGGGACUACCAACUUAAUGGAUCACACAUUCAUCUUCAACAAGUAGAGGUUUCACAAAACUAACCCCAUCCACCCACGAAGUUAGAAGGAAGUAUAUAACCUCUCCUUGUCCUUGAAAAUAAAACUAGAAAAGUGUACUGUGCUGUAAAUGUUGCUCCCUUGUAAAUUAAACAAAACAGUUCACCAUCUAUCUGAUAACUUCUCUUUCAUGUAAAAAAAAAA